Alternaria arborescens is the source of this 699-nucleotide messenger RNA. RefSeq lists its product as hypothetical. The coding region runs from base 1 to 699 and encodes 232 amino acids. The record is from RefSeq and is a predicted model, not a curated record. NCBI's taxonomy places the organism in Eukaryota, Fungi, Ascomycota, Dothideomycetes, Pleosporales, Pleosporaceae. The transcript has 4 exons.
AUGUGCCCCACUAAGACUCCCAUCCGCGUCGGCGUCCUCUACGAAGAAACUCAAAUGACCGACCUUGCGGGCCUUGACCUCCUCGGCAACUUGACUCCCCAAACCAUCAAUCUGAUCGCAGCUAUGAAUCCGCAGUUCGCUUCCAUGGUGCCCCAUGCCAUCCCCAUGGACUUUCUCUAUAUUUCUUCCUCCAUGGAUUCCGCCCAUGUCACACCAGACAUGUACGUGCGUCCCACGCACACCUAUGCGACUGCUCCACGCGAUCUCGAUAUCCUGCUCCUCGGUGGCCCAAACCCAGCUACUGUCAAAGAAGAGAGCCUGUCGUUCUUGAAGGAGGCAAGUAAGCAGACCAAAGUCAUUCUAACGACAUGUACGGGAGCCAUGUGGUUGGCAAGGAGUGGGGUGUUGCAGGGGAAGAAAGCUACUACAAAUAGGGUCAUGUUGGACGUGGCGAGCAAGAUGUUUCCGGGUACGGAGUGGGUAGAUCGCAGGUGGGUCGUUGAUAGGGGUUGCUUCGAUGGUGCGGAGAUUUGGACCGCCGGUGGUGCUGGGUGUGGUGAGUCCUCCCAAAAUGUGAAUCUGAUAGAGCUUAACUUCGAUAAGAAAAUGGUCGAGUUUGGAUGUGUCGGAUUGGAUUUCGACUACGAGGGGCGUUCCGAGUUUUACAAGGGAAAGCUGCCUGACAUGACCAUGUCUUAG